Durusdinium trenchii is the source of this 1246-nucleotide messenger RNA. The record is from the annotation of a GenBank genome assembly. NCBI's taxonomy places the organism in Eukaryota, Dinophyceae, Suessiales, Symbiodiniaceae.
CCCGGCGCUGCGCCGCGGCGCAUGUCGAAGCCGGGCCGCCGCGACGGGCACGAUGGCGCUGCCGGCGGAGCUGGCGCAGCUGGCGACGGAGCUGGCGCCCUUUGUCCAUCCGGCGUUGGUGCGCAGGGCCUGUGCAGACGACCGCCGUGGCCUGGGCGUCUUCGUCACGCAGCCGCUGCCGCGGGGCGAGCUGCUGCUGGCCGCCCGGCCGCUGGCCGCGGUGCGCGUUCGGGGACGGGACGAGGACGUGGUGGAGCGGCUGGCAGAGCUGAUCUUGGAGCGCUUGGAAGAUCCCAACUUUGCCGAGACCUUUUGGAGUCUCAGCACUGGCGACCCCACCGAGCGGCCGUCCCAGCGUCCCAAGCGGCCGCGCCUCGGCGAGCAGCACGAGCGGCGCGGGCAAGUGCUGCGGAUCAUCGCGGCGAACGCGCGGGGGUGGCCGAGCGAGGAUGAGAAGGGCUUGGGCUUGUGGCAAUGGCAUGCCUACAUGAACCAUGCUGCUCCCAUGGAGGCCACCUGUUCGAGUGUCUUCCUGGGUGACGUGCUCCUCCUGCGCACGCUAUGCGCUGUGGAGCCGGACGAGGAGCUGACGAAUUCCUACUGCGCAUUGUCGGCAAAGCUGCAGCUGCGGCGCCAGAUCCUGAGGCAUUGUGGCGUUCCCCUUGGGACCUCGCCCGAUGCCGCCGAGUCGGAGCCCGAGGAUGGCGAAGGUGACGAUGAAGCCUUGCUUCCAGCCCUGCGCGCCCUGCGCGCCCUGCGCGCCGCGCGCGCCGCCAGCGUGGACGCCACCGCGGCGGUGCACGGCGGCGCGGACGCCGCGGUCGCGCGGGCGACGGAGCUGUGGCGGAAGGUGGUGGACCUCGCUGCGGAGGAGGUCUUCGGCCUCCAGAGGCCCACCCACCCAAUCUUCUUCCCCAUGCGCGCGGAGCUGCUUCAGCUGCAGCUCCGGGCCGCGCGGGGCUUGGGCGACAUGGCCAAAGUGGCAGAAUUGCAUCAAGCCAUGGCGAAGAGUUUGGCCCAGGAUUGGGUUGUCCAAAUUGUAAAGUGGUCAGGAAGAGAGCAGCCGAUGAAUGUGGAGGUCCUGGCCCACUGGAUCGCCCAUCUCCGCGCUGUGCCCGCCGUCGACGGCCACGCGGCAGUCGGCGCGACCGGGCGGUUGACGCGCUUCUGGUUGGGCCGAAGGCCUGGGCUCAAGGUGGUGGCGGAGUGGAUGGAGUCGUGUGGCCUCGGGCCUCGGCGCUUGUGA